This is a messenger RNA of Daphnia carinata, 2622 nucleotides long. It is a transcript of the gene Usp20-33, whose product is annotated as ubiquitin carboxyl-terminal hydrolase 20-like. The coding region runs from base 136 to 2475 and encodes 779 amino acids. Gene Ontology annotation, molecular function: cysteine-type deubiquitinase activity; zinc ion binding. NCBI's taxonomy places the organism in Eukaryota, Metazoa, Arthropoda, Branchiopoda, Diplostraca, Daphniidae. Gene Ontology annotation, biological process: protein deubiquitination. The record is from RefSeq and is a predicted model, not a curated record. The transcript is spliced from 16 exons.
ACCUGUCGUGCUCGUGUCGAAAUUCGAAGUCUUGACGUCUCCGUGAGUGUGCUGUUAUCUUUCUGAUGUGGGAAGCUAUAGUGCAUUAACUUUUAGUUUUCACGUUAUCUCGUGAGGACGUCAUUUGCAGAUAAGAUGGAAAAAAGGAGCCAGUGCAUACACGCUGAACAUUCUGGGUUUUCUGGACUUGGAGAAUUAUUAUCGAAAGCAAAUCUGAAUGGGGUUUCAAAGAGUCUCACGUCCCUUGCAGAAGACGCUCAUUGUCAAGCCUGUAAAAUUCCAGGUCGUAACCUCUGGCUUUGUUUACAUUCAAAAUGCUAUCGUAUACUGUGUGGUGAGGCUCAUAAAGAUCACAGUAGCGACCAUUUUCAAGACUGCAAUAAUCAUUGCUUGCAUUUGAAUUUAAACACCUUCAGAAUUUGGUGCUAUAAAUGUGAAGGUGAAAUGUUUCCUCUCAACAAUGACCCAGUCAUCAACCAAAAUUUGUUGACCUUGUUUUCCAAAGAGAAUGUACAAUCUGAUCACCUACCAAGAGUAAAAUGUGAAACCCAAGGGAUUGUGGGACUUCAAAAUUUGGGCAACACCUGCUAUUUGAAUGCUGCACUUCAGGCUUUAUCAAAUGUGCCUCCUAUGACCCAGUAUUUUCUUGAAUGUAUGCCUCUGACAGAUCAAGAUAAAGAAAUCAAAAGAACUUCAUUAGCCAAAGCAUAUAGGAACUUAAUCCAAAAUAUGUGGAGUGAACAUCCUCCCCCAACAAUUGCACCGACUUCGGUUCUAUAUGCAGUUAAGCUGGUAUUUCAAAUGUUUCGUGGGUUUCAGCAACAUGACUCGCAGGAGUUCCUCCGCUGUUUUAUGGAUCAGCUUCAUGAAGAGUUAAAAGAACCCAUAUUGGAUGCCCGAGAGCGCGAGGCACUAUCCGAGAAUAACCAGUCGGACGAAGAUUCCGAACAAUCUGAAUCCGAAUCAUAUUUGACCUGUGAUUCCGGUGUUAGCGAUGACGAAGGGUCAUCUCAAUCAGGUACAAAUGCAACCUAUCGCUCCGGACGUCGCAAGAGGACUAGAAGUUCAUCGGAUAGUGAAUUCUCCGACGCGUUGGACAGAUCUCCGUCUCCUCGAAACACAUCCGUCGAGGUAUCUAACAGCUCAUCUUUGAAAUUUCGUAGUAUUGUGUCAGAUGUCUUUGACGGACAAAUUCUAAGCUCCGUCGAAUGCCUCACUUGCAAUUUGAUUUCAAACCGAAUGGAGACGUUUCAAGAUCUUUCUUUGCCUAUUCCCAGCCGUGAUCAACUACAUGUCAUUCAUCAAUCGGUGCCACAGACAUGGAGUCAAAGUGAAGACGAGGGUUGGAUUUCUUGGAUGUGGAGUUACGUUUGGGGUUGGUUCUGGGGUCCAAACGGUCGCCUAAACGACUGUUUGUCUGCUUUCUUUAGCGCUGAUGAACUCAAAGGCGAUAACAUGUAUAGUUGUGAAAAGUGCAAAAAGCUCCGCAAUGGUAUAAAAUUUUCUACGAUAGAAGUUUUGCCAGAAGUCUUGACUAUUCAUCUCAAACGCUUUCGCCAUGAGCCAAUGUUCAGUUCUAAGAUCUCCUCCCACAUAUCUUUUCCGAUCCGAGGCUUGGACAUGAAGCCUUGGUUAAGUCGAGACUGUUCCUCCAAAAUAACCAUUUAUGACUUAAUUGCUGUCAUUGUGCAUCACGGUACUGCCGGUGGCGGUCAUUAUACUUGUUACGCUCUCAAUGAACCUUCCUCUCAGUGGAUAGAGUUCGAUGAUUCUUCAGCUAGACCAGUGUCGAUCGAAACAGUUGCAAAUUGCCAAGCCUAUGUCUUGUUUUACCAAAAGAGGCGAUCCAACGAAAUGGCAGACUUUCGCCGGCAUAUAGCUAAUCUAACCCAACAGGAACUAGAUGCUCAAUCAAAUGGAGGCCUGUUGCAGUUUUACAUUUCCUCUAGAUGGUUUUGUAAGUUUAAGACAUUUGCUGAACCUGGAUCAAUUCACAAUCAGGAUUUCCUGUGUCCUCAUGGAGGUGUCCAACCUUUGAAAAUCGAAAGACUUGAAGAAGUGUGCAUACCAGUCAGUGCUGUUGUUUGGGAAGCCCUGCAUACAAGGUUUGGUGGUGGCCCAGCAUGUAAUCGACUUUUUAGGUGCCCUAUAUGUCAACAAAAGCAAGAAGUGAUGGACAAGAGACGAAGGGAAGAGCUCGACACAUUUCUGGAAUUGCAAAGAGAUUUUCAGAACGAAAAAUCAUCUGUUCCUAUUUAUGCCAUCGCUAUGAAUUGGUUUCGAAAGUGGGAAAAUUUUGUCAAGAAUAGGGACACCCCUUUACCCGGGCCGAUAGAAAAUCUACCGAUAACCAUUUUGCGCAACGGAAAUCGGGUCCUCAGACCAUCUUCUGAUUUCGCGCAACUGUCGGCCGCCCUUUGGCAUUUGUUUCAUUCACAUUACGGCGGAGGACCUGAAGUCAUUAUACGUUCAUAACGUUUGAGAUCUUCAAAGAUAUUAUUUAGCCACAUUCUGUUAGUCCAACCUGGCGCUCGCAUAUCAGCAGCAUUUAUAAAGUAAGGCAUACAACCCACAAAGCAGAAACAAACAAUACAGAGCCAACGAACUGCUCAUUUGAAAUUA